Molecule: messenger RNA, 3198 nt
Organism: Oryza sativa Japonica Group (Japanese rice)
Lineage: Eukaryota; Viridiplantae; Streptophyta; Magnoliopsida; Poales; Poaceae
Product: pentatricopeptide repeat-containing protein At2g22410, mitochondrial
Molecular function (GO): protein binding
Source: RefSeq, a predicted model, not a curated record
CAAAUAGUUGGAUGCAUUAUCCAAAAAAGAAUUGAUAGUAAGCUGAACCAUUUCAAUAGUUUGGAGACUAAAGUUUAGAGGUUUCCGGCGAAAUAUACUCCUAGGUCAGGGAGUAAAUGGACUUCUGUUUUUUUCCAAAGGAAAAGCAUAAGUUGUAAUUUUCCUUGGGCUGGGCUAGCCCACUACUCAUCAGCCCACGUUAACACGCGUUCUCCGGUGGCCGAGUUCCUCUUCCUCUCCGGCGUCUCCGCCCGCCGUCUCGUCUCGUUUCUCAUCUCAAAAUUUCGCGCCUCGUCGCCGCGCCGCGCGGCGGGCAUGUCUUGACGGAAUCGCGUCGACGCACAGGCACCGGGGGCCAUGGCGCCGACGCCUCCCGUUCCACUCCCCAACCCGGCGGGGUCGGCGGCGGCAGCGGUUCUGCCCCGGCCGGCGUGGAACACCAACCGGAACCUGGUGGUGACCCACCCGCUGCUCUCCCUCCUCGAGUCGUGCGCCUCCUUCCGCCGCCUCCUUCAGCUCCACGCGCUCCUCACCGUCACGGGCCUCGCCGCGCACCGCUUCCCGGCGUCUCGCCUCCUCGCCUUCUGCGCGCUCUCCACGCCGCCGCGCCUCGCCCACGCCGCCGCGAUCCUCGCCCGCGCAUCCCCGGGGCCCAACGCCUACAUGCUCGGCACCAUGAUGCGGGGCUUCCUCCGCGCCCGCCUCCCCGCCCGCGCGCUGGGCCUCUUCCGCCGCGUCGUCCGGGAUCGCCUCCCCGCCGACGCGCGCACGUUCGUCUUCGCGGUCAAGGCCGCCGCCGCCGCCGCCGAGUCGGAGCACGGUGGAACCCCCUCAGGCGGCGAGGCCAUCCACUGCGCGGCCCUCAAGUGCGGGUUCGUUGGCGAGAGCGUGCUCGUGGGGAACGCGCUGGUACACUUCUAUGCGAACCACAAGUCACUGGAUGAUGCAGGCAAGGUGUUCGAUGAAAUGCCUGAGAGGGAUGUUGUCUCUUGGACGACGCUGGUGGAUGGGUAUGCACGGGCAGGGUUGGCUGACGAGGCAUGGAGGCUGUUCUGCAGGAUGGUUGUUGUUGGAGGCAUGCGGCCUAACGCGGUGACGCUGGUGGCUGCUGUCUCCGCGAUUGGUCAGAUGGGGUUGCUAGCUUUUGGGAUCAUGCUGCACAAGUAUGUCACAGAGGGUGGUGUUGCUCGGAGUGUCAAUUUGGAUAAUGCGCUGGUGGAUAUGUUUGGGAAGUGUGGGUGCGUGAGAUAUGCAAGGGAGGUUUUUGAUGGCAUGGAGGUUAAGGAUGUCUACUCCUGGACGAGCAUGGUUAAUGCAUACGCUAAGUGUGGUGAUUUGGAAAGUGCAGAACAGCUAUUCAAGGAUAUGCCCAGGAGAAAUGUGGUUUCUUGGAGUUGCAUGAUCGCAGCUUACUCACAGUUGAAUCAACCUGAAGAAGCAGUAUGGUUAUUCAGGGAGAUGAUUGCAGCAGGUGUGGAUCCAAUUGAUGCUACCCUUGUGAGUGUUCUGUCAGCGUGUGCUCAGUUAGGUUGCUUGGAUCUUGGCAGGUGGAUAUAUGAGAACUACAUUGUGAGUAAUAAGAUUGGGCUUACUGUUAAUUUAGGUAAUGCGCUCAUUGAUAUGUUUGCAAAAUGUGGGGAUGUAGGUGAAGCAUCAAAAUUAUUUGAUGAGAUGGCAGAGAGGAACGUAGUGAGUUGGAACACUAUGAUCAUGGCCCAUGCCGUGCAUGGUCAGUCUGAAGAAGCUAUUCGUCUCUUUGAGCAGUUGAAAGGAGAGAAUAUUGUGCCUGAUCAGAUCACUUUCCUGGGAUUGCUUGCUUCAUGCAGUCACAGUGGGUUAGUUUCGGAAGGACGACGAUAUUUUAAAGAAAUGGAAAUGUUUUAUAGGAUUGAACCCAGGGUAGAACAUUAUGCAUGCAUGAUUGAUCUUUUGGGUAAAGUUGGGCUUCUGGAAGAGGCAUUUGAAGUUGCAAGGGGUAUGCCGAUGGAAGCUGAUGAGGCUGGUUGGGGUGCUCUUCUAAAUGCAUGCAGAAUGCAUGGGAAUGUAGAGAUUGGUGCAUGUGUUGCAGAUAAGCUUGUAGAACUGGAUCCUUCAGACAGUGGAAUCUAUGUACUUAUGAGCCAAAUAUAUGCAAGUAAAAAUAAAUGGGAUCAGGUGAAGAUGCUGAGAAUGACGAUGAGAGAUAGAGGGGUAAAGAAGAAUCCUGGCUGUAGCUCUAUCGAGGUCGAAGGAAAAUUCCACGACUUUUUGGUGGCAGAUGUUUCACAUGCAUGUUCAGAAGAAAUCUAUUCAGCAUUGAAGAAUAUUUACUUCCAUUUAAAACAGGAAGGUUAUGUUCCCCCAACUUGACUGUGCUGAAAACUCCUUGUUCUUCGUCAUUCAUGAACCUCUUAAUAGCCUUCACUGUAGAAGGAAAAGGAAAUUCUACCAGAAGACAAGAUUUUACUAAUCUAAUGCUCAGCUUCCUGCUGACAGACUUUUAUUAAUGCCCUACCUUACGUUCAUGAAUAAUGGCCUGGAGCUGAGCUGGAAGUGAGAUAAAAUUUGUACUGUCUUCAUAGAGGUAUAUGUCAAAUGGGCAGAAAAAAGGUAGUGCAAAUCUGAUGAAGGAUUGCAUGUACUGUCUUCAUAGAGAUGUAUGUCAUGCGAUGAGGCUAUUCUUGAUUUUUGUAAGAUAUGUCAUGGCAAGGAACUAUAGGGAACUUGAUUGAACCCAGACAGUUUUAGAUGGCAUUGCUACGGAGCUUUUACUGGGUGAACCAGAUCCUCUGCAAUCCCCUUAAUUCACAUCCAGGAAAGCCUUCUUGAGGUGAUCAGUUCCAGAUCGACAGUCAUGGCCUGCUUGCCUCCCGCUGCGGCGCCGAAGAGCUCGGCACCACCCUUCCUUAAUGGAGAAGACGAGAGCAAGGACGAUACAUUCACUGCCCAGCUGAUUGCCUCAGUUUCAUUGAAGCCAGCAGAGCAGCGCAGAGCUGUACUGCUGCGCGGUGCAGUGUACUCGGAUCCUAAGCCAUGGCGAUGCUGCACCCGUCGUCCUCUUCUCCAAGCUGCAACAGGUUUUUUCUUUCUACAGCCACCUGCCCUUUGAGCACGGGGGCAUGCAUGCAAGCAAGCAAGCACCAACUGCUAGCUAGACUGCCCUAAUGGAGAAGGCUCAAGGUCUCCAGCGGCUUGACGGCGUCGAGCUUGCGGUGCGGC